AUGAACAUAAAGCGAGAAGCGAGUGAUAUGAUAAAAUAUUAUGAAGGUGAAAAUCAUGAAACUGAUUCGGCUGCUGGUCUUUAUUUUAUUCAAAAUAUAUAUGUAAUGGUAAUACAUAUGACUUACUGGUUAUUGGCGUUAACUAGCGUUCAACUGAGUAAUGAUUACUUAACUGGCUAUUUCAUUUCCGGAUUUGUGGAUCUUCCUCCAGCAUUAAUUUCCGUAUUUUUGUUUUGCUUUGCUUUACUAAUAGCAGAAAUGAUCCCAACCUCUGAGUCUUUUGGUGAUCGCACACCCCUACUUAUUCUUGCAAUUUUAUCAGUAAUUGCGGCUUUUCUGAUUCUUACAGUCCCUGAAACAAAAGGUAAACGAAUGCCAGAAGAUGCCAACGAAUUCGAUGCAGGAUGGUUUCUGGCAUGGCUUGGCUAUCGAUGA
Dracunculus medinensis (Guinea worm) is the source of this 435-nucleotide messenger RNA. Lineage: Eukaryota; Metazoa; Nematoda; Chromadorea; Rhabditida; Dracunculidae. The record is from the annotation of a GenBank genome assembly.